AUGUUUGAUAAUAAUUAUUUCAGCCGUCAAAUUUAUUUCGAUCAUCCAGAAUUAGUUGUCAAUUAUGAUGGCAAAACAAAAGAAAUCGGUGAAGAAGAAAAUCCUUGUGUAACUAUUGUACAGAAAUAUGAUUCUGAUGAAUCCGGUGUCGUUUGGGAUUCGGCAUUAUUAAUGGCAAAGUAUCUAGAAUAUUAUUGCCAUUGUAAUCAACGAACAAUGAUCGAUUCAAAUGUAAUUGAGCUUGGUUCUGGUACUGGAUUCGUUGGAAUAUGGUGUGCUACAAUGGGUGCAUCAGUCAUGUUAACUGAUCUUCAGGCUAGCAUUCCAUUAAUCAAAUUGAAUAUUGAAAAAAAUUCCUCAUUAUUGAGCAAUGACCAAGUUCAAGUUGAAUCAUUUGAUUGGCUGGAUCAAUCAGUAUUUCAAUGGCAAUUUUUACGCUGGAAACCAUUGGAUCAAAUUGAUUAUAUUCUCAUGUCGGAUUGUAUUUAUUAUGAACAAGGAAUGUUGGCCUUGUUUCAAUUUAUCAGAUGGUUAUUUGAAACAUUAAUGAUCAAUCGACCAUCAUCAUCAAGUCAUCAUCUACAAAUACUAAUCUCUUAUGAAGAUCGUGAUGAAAAAAUAUCCCUAUGUAAUGAUUUUUUCCAAAAAUUGAAGCAAUGUAAGCAUUUAAAAUGUGAAAUUAUCACCAAUGAAAAACUACAUCCUGAUUAUCAAUCGAAUGAUUUACAUUUAUUAAGAAUUGCAUAUUCUAAUGAAUUUUAA
Dermatophagoides farinae (American house dust mite) is the source of this 762-nucleotide messenger RNA. Its product is annotated as protein N-lysine methyltransferase METTL21D. Lineage: Eukaryota; Metazoa; Arthropoda; Arachnida; Sarcoptiformes; Pyroglyphidae. Gene Ontology annotation, cellular component: cytosol; protein-containing complex. The record is from RefSeq and is a predicted model, not a curated record.